Messenger RNA from Endocarpon pusillum Z07020, 330 nucleotides. RefSeq lists its product as uncharacterized. The transcript has a single exon. The record is from RefSeq and is a predicted model, not a curated record. Lineage: Eukaryota; Fungi; Ascomycota; Eurotiomycetes; Verrucariales; Verrucariaceae. The coding region runs from base 1 to 330 and encodes 109 amino acids.
AUGGCUGAAUCCGAUCUUACCGGGAAAGUAGCCAUCGUCACCGGAGGAUCUAAGGGUAUUGGCGCAGCUACUUGCCUUGCCCUCGCAAAUGCUGGUGCAUCGGUUGUGCUCAAUUACUCCUCUGAUGCCACCCAGGCCAACGAAGUUGUCCAACAGAUUGGCAAGGACCGAUCGUUAGCAAUCAAGGGUGAUGCUGGUUCCCUUACCUUCAUUGAGGAUCUGGUCAUGCAAACCGUGGACGGGUUCGGAAAAAUCGACAUCGUCAUUCCCAACGCUGCUGUGCUCCCUAUGAACAACCUUGAGACCGCUACGGAGGCAGCUUUCGAUUAA